Molecule: messenger RNA, 3128 nt
Organism: Sceloporus undulatus (fence lizard)
Lineage: Eukaryota; Metazoa; Chordata; Lepidosauria; Squamata; Phrynosomatidae
Product: gastrula zinc finger protein XlCGF57.1-like
Exons: 1
Biological process (GO): positive regulation of reciprocal meiotic recombination
Cellular component (GO): nucleus
Molecular function (GO): histone H3K4 methyltransferase activity; recombination hotspot binding; histone H3K36 methyltransferase activity
Source: RefSeq, a predicted model, not a curated record
GCCUGGAUUUCUGCUUCUCUGUUGACCACUUGGUGUUCUCCCUUCAAGGUGGAGAUGGACCGGAGGAUGAUGAUGGAGGAGAUUCAUAUACAACAUUGCUUGAAAGAGCUGCGUAUGAAGCGGAUGAAGGGCAGAGAACAAACACCGACCCUCAAGAGGGGGAAAACCCCACUUUCCACGAAGCAACUCACACAGGGGAGAGACCGUUCAAAUGCCUCGAGUGCGGGAAGAGUUUCGUUCAGAAGACCCACCUCACCCGCCAUCACGCAAUUCACACUGGGGAGAAACCCUUUAAAUGCCUGGAGUGUGGGAAAGCUUUCAGUCAGAAGUCGCACCUCGCCAGUCACCAAGCGACUCACACCGGGGAGAAGCCGUUCCAGUGCCUGGAGUGUGGUAAAGGUUUCAGUCAAAAGACCCACCUCACCCGUCACCAGACAACUCACACGGGGGUAAAGCCGUUCGUGUGCUGGGAGUGCGGAAAGGGUUUUAGCCAGAAGACACACCUCACGGCUCAUGAAGCCACUCACACAGGGGAGAAGCCGUUCAAAUGCCUUGAGUGCGGGAAGGGCUUCAGUUGGACGACGGACCUCAUUUCCCAUCAAGCGACGCAUGCAAGUGAGAAGCCUUUCGUAUGCUUGGAGUGCGGGAGAGGUUUUAGUCAGAAGAAAAACCUCACGUCCCAUGAGGCCACACACACUGGCAUCAAGCCCUUUCAGUGCCUGGAGUGCGGGAAGAGCUUCAGCUGGAAGUUGAACCUCAACCGUCACCUCGCGACCCACACGGGCGAGAAACCGUUUCUGUGCCUCGAGUGCGGGAAGAGCUUCAGCUGCACGACGGAUCUCCUUCGCCACCAGGCGACCCACACAGGGGAGAAGCCCUUCAAAUGCCUUGAAUGCGGGAAGGGCUUUGGUUGGAAAAGCAGCCUGCGCUCCCAUGAGGCAACACACACUGGGGAGAAGCCGUUCAAAUGCUGGGAGUGUGGGAAGAGUUUCAGCCAGAAGUCGCACCUCACUGCUCAUCAAGUCACUCACACCGGGGAGAAGCCGUUUCAGUGCCUCGAGUGCGGGAAAGGUUUCAGUCAGAAGUCACACCUCGCCUCUCACCAAGCGACCCACACGGGAGAGAAGCCAUUCCAGUGCCUCGAAUGUGGGAAGAGCUUCAGUUGGAAGCUGAACCUCACGCGCCACCAAGCCACUCACACGGGGGAGAAGCCGUUCAAAUGUCUUGAGUGCGGGAAGAAGUUCAGCUGGAAGACAGACCUCAUCCGCCACCAUUCAACUCACACUGGGGAGAAACCCUUUAAAUGCCAAGAGUGUGGAAAGUGUUUCAGUCAGAAGAUAAACCUCACUCAUCAUCAAGCCACUCACACAGGGGAUAAGCCGUUCAAAUGCCUCGAGUGCGGAAAGUGUUUUAUCUGCACAACGGAUCUCAUCCGCCAUCAGACCACACACACAGGAGAAAAACCAUAUAAAUGCCUGGAGUGUGGGAAAUGUUUCAGUCAGAAGGUAAACUUCACUCAUCAUCAGGCAACUCACAAACGGGAAAAAUCGAAUAAAGGGCCCUAAAGAUGGAACAGGUUUUAUUCAAAAGACAGAUUUCCGCCAUCAUCAGCUCAACUCAUCCAGGGGAGAAGACAUUUAAAUGCUUGGAGCAUGGGGAAGAUUUCAGUCCAAAGAAAUGUCUUAUUAUCUAUCAAUUCAUACUAUCAAACUAUAUUAUUUCUACAGUGUAGAUACACUAUCAGACUUUGAAUGGGCAGAGUUUGAUGCAGUUUGACACCAUUUUAAAUGCUGUAGUGCCAUCCUGGGAAAUCCUAGGAUUUGUUGUUUGGCAAGGUCCCAAAAGUGCUGGUGCCUUGCAAAACAACAUAUCCCAGAUCUGUGGGAAAGCACCAAGCGCCAUAUGUUAUGACAAUAUCCAUACAUUCAAGAUUCCAGCAAGAAAAUUAUGAAGGGGAAAAAAGAGGAAAAAGUGUCCAGUGGAAAAAAAUAUUGAAAUCAUGUAAAUUGCAGAAUCCACAUGAGGAGAAACCAUAUAAAUGCUUAGAAUGUAGAAAGAGCUUCAAGGAGAGUGAAUAUAGUUUUUCUUAUUAAAGAAAACGACACUGAGAAACCAUACAAAUGUACAGAAUGUGGAAAGAGGUUCUGUGAUAGUGUAUCUCACACUAAACACCCUUAAACCCACAUAGGAUAAACUAUAUACAGUACAACCAAUGUAUCCAUGAGGGAUAUAUUCCCAGACUUACCAUAGAAACAUAAAAUUGCGGAUAGCAGUGAACCCUAUUGAAAUGAGCAACUUUUGGCUGAUGUUGACCAUAGAGUUGUACUGGAGGACCUAGAGAUUCAUAGCGAGAGCACCUUUCUAGGCAUUUCUAGGUCCUCCCAAAUGAUUAUGGUCAACUUCUGCUGGAAGCGUACCAUUGAAUUGUGCUGGAGGACCUAGAAAUGCCUAGAGAGGGCAUUCGGGGGUAUGCAGGUAAGUGAAACGAUGGGGAUCGGUCCCACGGAUACCAGGAUUGUACUGUAAAGCCCUGAAAUGUGGCAAGAGCUUCUAUGAGAAGGGGGGAAUCUAUGUUCCUUAUAAUGCCUAGAUGGGUGUUCUGUCAAGGAAUCUCUAGGUCCUCCAGAGCAACUCUAAGGAAUCCACACCAGGAGACAUGGCAAGAGAUUAAGUCAGCAUGGACAUCUGUGUAGACAUUAAAGUACCCACAUGGGGCAGUAAAAGAGUAUAAAUGUAUGGAAUGUGCUAAGUGCAUCAAUGAUGCAAAUGAACUAUCAUCACAGGGGACAGACAUUAUAUAUGCAUUGAAUAUGGGAAAGAUUUGAAAGCACAAAAGAGCCCACAAAGCAGACAAGCCACAUAAAUAUUUGCAGUAUGGAAUUUGCUCUAGAGUACAGAAUAUUGACUAACCAUCCAAUAUCUCACUCAGGGUGACAAAAUAAUAUUUAGAUAUGGAAUGUAUUAAUAUAAUAUAAUAUGCACAAUGCAUAAUUGAGCUUCAGUCUGAGAACUUGGUUAGAACUCGACUUGGUUUUGCAUUUGCUGCUUUUGGGAUGAGAAAUUUCAUUAAAAUGUGCUUCUCAAAUAAAAUGUUGCAUGGAACUAAGCAAAAAAUAAAAUAAAUAGUA